Molecule: messenger RNA, 868 nt
Organism: Glycine soja
Lineage: Eukaryota; Viridiplantae; Streptophyta; Magnoliopsida; Fabales; Fabaceae
Product: peptidyl-prolyl cis-trans isomerase NIMA-interacting 4-like
Exons: 5
Coding region: 159-599 (146 amino acids)
Biological process (GO): rRNA processing
Molecular function (GO): peptidyl-prolyl cis-trans isomerase activity; DNA binding
Source: RefSeq, a predicted model, not a curated record
CUUUCAUGCUACUAGGUGUUCCACAGAAAAUGUUGGGGGCCCAAACUGCCAAAGUGAAAUGGAAUAAGAUUCUUUAUUUAUUUCUCUUUCUCCACUGAGGUGACUCGUCGCGCUUUACAAAUUCUCAGUCUGCGACUCUGUGGGAAUCAUUAAUAAACAUGGGAAAAGACUCGAAGCCAAAGGAGUCAGGAGGGAAGGGAAAGGGGAAACAGGCUGCAAGUGGAAGUGAUGAGAAUGCUUCUAAGGGAAAAGGAAAGGGUGGGAAAGGUGGAGAUGGGCUUGGUACUUGCACCUAUGUCAAAGCAAGGCAUAUCUUAUGUGAGAAACAAGGUAAGAUCAAUGAAGCCUACAAGAAGCUGCAGGAUGGUUGGCUUUGCAACGGAGAUAAGGUCCCACCAGCUGAGUUUGCAAAGAUAGCUCAAGAGUAUUCAGAAUGUCCUUCAGGAAAGAAGGGUGGAGACCUUGGAUGGUUUCCCCGAGGAAAGAUGGCUGGGCCAUUUCAGGAUGUUGCCUUCAACACACCUGUUGGAGCUACUAGUGCUCCUUUCAAAUCAACGCAUGGCUACCAUAUUAUCUUAAGUGAAGGAAGAAAGAACUGAUCCCUGAAUAAGAACGAAACUGAAUUUCAAUGGCAUCAGGGUGCUUAACUGUCUGAUUAAAUGAUCUGCUUUCUUUCCUUUUGUGAUUGUGGUUCAGAAUAUAAACCUGCAGUUUCUAGUAUGUGUACUGAUCUUGCUUUCUAAUACUUCAACAAUUCAGAGAAUAUAAUGUGGAUGGUUUUACUACGCAUAUUACGAGUAUUACUGCUUUGGUCCUAUUCAGGUAGACCUCCAAAUUUAUCUGAGAGAGAUUUAUGAUUUUCUAAGAA